Messenger RNA from Fomitiporia mediterranea MF3/22, 1675 nucleotides. RefSeq names its product pantothenate kinase. Gene Ontology annotation, cellular component: cytosol; nucleus. The transcript is spliced from 7 exons. NCBI's taxonomy places the organism in Eukaryota, Fungi, Basidiomycota, Agaricomycetes, Hymenochaetales, Hymenochaetaceae. The record is from RefSeq and is a predicted model, not a curated record. Gene Ontology annotation, molecular function: ATP binding; pantothenate kinase activity. Bases 1 to 1485 code for a protein of 494 amino acids. Gene Ontology annotation, biological process: coenzyme A biosynthetic process.
AUGGCCUCAAGCACACCGACUCUCCCGACCGCCCGGGUAAUCCAUGUCGAUACCCGUGGAGCGGUCAUUUUGGACGAAGAGUCCCCAGAGACGAGGGACAGUAGAGGAAUUUAUCUACCUAACCACAUUGAACCGGUGUCUCAUAUUGCUGUCGACGUUGGCGGUUCACUAGCAAAGGUCAUUUACUUCACUCGUUCACCGGAGCCACCAGCGUCUCCAUCCAUUGUAGCUACGAACGGGAGUAGCGUCCCCAGCGGCUUCACAACGCCGUCCUCUCAUUCCUCCGGCGAAGAAUCACAAAAUCCAAGUCCCGUGAAAAGGCUCAAUGGAGCACUUACACCGCUUGUAUUGGAGUCAGCUAACAACGGACACCAUGUACUCGGCGGACCGUCAACAAAUGACGAGGAACAGCAAAUGCUUCGGGAUACGCUAGUCCGGCGGGCAUCUUUACGACAUUUCCCUGGCGGCUCGCUCAAUUUCGAGCGUUUUGAGACGGAUAAUAUUCAUGAAUGCGUUGAGUUCAUCCAGACGCUCAUUGAGCGGUCUGCGCAAGUGAAUGGUGUAUCGAUUGAAGAGAUGCGCCAGGGCGUCAAAAUCAUGGCAACAGGCGGUGGUGCACACAGAUUCUACGAAUUAUUCAGCGAGACACUCGGUGUAGAGGUACGGAGCGAGGACGAGAUGGAAUGCUUAAUUGAGGGGUUGAAGUUUAUCACGCUCAUUCCGGAUGAAGUCUAUUAUUUCUCCGAUGAGCUGGUGCAGAAAGUGUCGAGACCGACACAUGGACAACAGCAGGAGAUUCCAAAUGUAUCUACGAAUUCAUCCGGUGAUGUUCCUCUUGAGCGACCGAGUGCGAAUCCGCCGCAAUACGCCGUGACAUUCGAGGGUAAUCCUACACCGCAAUUACCGUGCUUACUAGUCAACAUCGGUUCUGGUGUAUCAAUAAUCAAGGUCGACGAGGACGGGAAGUUUGAGCGUGUAAGCGGAACGAGCCUUGGGGGUGGAACUCUCUGGGGCCUGCUUAGUAUGCUAACUCCGGCACAAACCUUCGAUGACAUGCUGGCUUUAUCAGAGAAGGGAGACAAUGCGACGGUUGACAUGCUUGUCGGGGACAUAUACGGACAGGACUACAGCCGAUUAGGGUUAAAGUCAACUAUGAUUGCAAGCUCGUUUGGGAAAGUUUUCAAGAAAGGCCAGACGAAGCAGACGUUCGCACCGGAAGAUAUCAGCAAGAGUCUAUUGUAUGCUGUAUCAAAUAAUAUCGGCCAGAUUGCGUACAUGAAUGCGGAGAAGUACGGCCUUGAGCGUAUCUACUUUGGUGGUUGUUUCAUCCGGGGACAUGCGGCGACAAUAGCAACGCUUUCGUAUGCUAUCCGGUUCUGGAGUAAAGGGACGAAACGGGCAUUAUUCCUGCGACAUGAAGGAUUCCUAGGCGCGUUAGGAGCAUGGAUCAAGAAUAUAGAGCCGCAAACUCGAGAAAGCACCUGAUGUAGAUAUCUUUGAUCCGCCGAAAUUAAUCGCUUCUGUGCUAUCAGUUACACUUCUGCAUUGUUACAUCUUCCCUGGACCGGACUUGUGUGGCACGCAUUGAUCAUUCAUUGAUGAUAUUAAUAUUGGUCCAUUUAUCUAAAGCUGUGCAUUUAUACUAGCAUUACUUAUAUAUAGUACAACAGUUAGC